GUCAGCGACAACUCGGAGCCUCGGCCUCCACUGCAACAUCAUGAUGCCUGUCUAGAAAUCUGGAAACUCCCGCUCGAGUUCUCUAAUCGGUGCUUCUUUCUUGUGGCAGUUACUGAUAAAACAAGCGCCCAUCGCUAGUAUCUGACUCACUGCUUGUGAUCCUCGCCAACUCAGGCAUUGAGUGGCGGCCUGAUGUCGCCGUUGUCUAGAUGCUGCAGAAACACGCUUAUUAAAGUGCGAUUCAUGCAACGCCUCUCAUCAUCUAUCCUGUUCCUCUAUUCGUUAUUCGAACUCUCCAAAUUCUACUAAUCGCCUAUUUUGAACAUGACCAAUGCUUUCUUUGCUCCUCUGACACUCCUUCUCCUCUUUGCCGUGUCUGUCCGCGCUAACUGCGACAUCUCGGACUAUCCCCCAGCAGUCGCAGCGCAAGGCAAUUUUCCCGGCGUCUGGACGCCUGUCUCUGCCAUCCUCGAGAAUGACGCAGAGGGCAGAGCUCUUUUCGAUUCGUUCAAGGACAGAAUCCCCAAUAUUGCGCCCAAGGGAACAAACGGUGUUCCUGAUCCACAUCUGAAAUACGACAAUUCGGACCCAGACUGUUGGUGGACGUUCUCGACGUGUGUGACACCGAAGACGCCGGGGGUCGAUGCGGAUGUCGCGAGCGUACCCGAGCCCUCGACGCUCGGGUACGGCUUCGAUGACGGCCCGGCAUGCCAGCACGAUGUGUUCUACGACUUUAUGAAGGAGCACAACCAGAAGGCGACGUUUUUCUACAUCGGGUCAAAUGUCCUUAGUCAGCCUCUGCAGGCCCAGCGGGCUAUCAUCGACGGACACGAAGUCUGUGUUCAUUCGUGGUCGCACAUGCCGAUGACGUCAUUCGACAACGAGCAAGCGUUUGGAGAGAUGUGGUACACGAUGCAGGCCAUCAAGCUCGUCACGGGAUACACACCCAAGUGUUGGAGGCCUCCUCAGGGGGAUGUCGACGAUCGGAUUCGGUUCAUCGCCCAAGCAUUGAAUCUAACCACUGUCCUGUGGGACUUUGAUGCCAACGACUGGCAAUUUGGCGCAGGGACGAUGAGUGCCGCGCAGAUACUCGGCAACUACGCAGAUUUCAUUGGCAAUGCAACCAGCGGGGCGUUCGACGACAUCGGCGCGAUUCUUCUCACCCAUGAGCUCGACAACUUCACCAUGCAAACUGCCAUCGACCAGUAUCCUCGGUUGUCCUCCGCUUUCAAGCACAUUGUUCCCAUCGCGACGGCUCUGAACAUCACGCAACCCUACGUCGAGACCAACUUUACCAUGCAAUCGUUUGCUGAACUGAUCGGGGUGGCCUCGCCUCCCUCGCCUCCUUCCUCAUCUACGCAGACAGCAGCUCCCUCCGCGAGCGGGCUGAUUGUUUCCAAGACCCUGUCGUCCUCAUUCUCGGCGGAUAGCACCCCGACUAUUUCUGCUGUCAAUCAUGCUGCGAGCGCAUCAGCUACAAGCGGCUCGAGCGGCUCUACGACGGAACUGUUGAAUGGUCGAGUGUUCGGUUUGGUCACCAGUUCCCUAGACCGUUCAAAUCUGGAUGUGGAGUUGUCACCCAUCGCCAGCGGCCAAGCCACAGUCGACAUGGAUGCAUGUGUCGCAGAUGAUGGUGCGACACUCUCGGUGUCUGUUCUCGAUUCGGGGCCCGCCAGAGACUUCAGAAGUAUACCCAUCCCUCUCUUGAGCGACAAUCAAGCCCUGCUGAGCGGGCCGGCAGUACAGCACAUGAAGGGGGAGCAGGCGUAUACCCUUCGCGGGACCAAAGAUCACUCGGACCACCACCCAGUAGUGAAAACGAUGCUCGCUUCCUUCGUUUCCCUCGCGAUCCUCGCCCUCGCUCUUCCGACCCACGCAAUUGUCACAUGUAACGUGUUGAACUACGGCGGGGUUGCGGACAAUAAGACAGAUAUCGGCCCCGCCUUGAGUGCGGCAUGGACAAAGUGUGUCAUCCCGAACGUCAAGACCACCGUCGCCACCGACGUUCAGCUGCUCGUCCCGGCCGGGAGUUUCCUGCUGGCGUCGAAUGUCCUGUUCAACCACGCUGCGAACUGGAACCUGCAUCUCGCGGGCAAUUUGUAUUUGCCCUUCGACCCCAACCUCGGUGGAACCAUGCUCCAGUGGCAGAACUGCAACAAUAUUCUCGUCAACGGGCCGGGAUCGAUCUUCGGCAAUGGAUUGCGGUACCGCCCGAACAACGACUUGACCAUUCACCCCGGGCGUCCUCGGCUCCUGCGGUUCCAGGCCUGCAACAAUGUCGAGCUUACUCAGAUCACGCUGUUUGACUCUCCCAAGUUCCAUGUGGCCAUGUUCGGCGACAACAAUCUCAUCCACAACAUGGCUAUUCGAGCGACUUUUGUCGGUGAAACGGAUGGGUAUGAUAUCAGCGGAAACAACAACUACAUUCACGACGUCAGCGUCCAGAACGGCGAUGAGGUGUGCAAACAUGAUCUUCUCUCAGGGGAAAAAGCGCUCAUCAAUCCAGGCUUCCGCGCGGAGAACAUCGAAUGCAUUGGCACCGCUGGCUGCAACAUCGGCUCGUUCGGAGGUGCAGACACUACCGUCAAUGUUCAAAACGUCGUAUACACGAACGUGACGGUAUCCAACUCGGACGCCGGCAUCAUGAUCAAAUCUUAUCCGGACAACAUUGGCAUCGUCAAGAAUAUCACCUACAACCACUUCACCUUCAACAAGGCCGCAUACCCUUUGUACAUCAGCGCCUUCUGGGCCGGCAACAACGUUGACACGGGCAAGCUCCAGAUUUCAGACGUCACCUUCAACGGAGUCACAGGAACCGGAACGCCCACUCGCCCUGCAGUCUUGCUCAACUGCAACAAGGCUACACCUUGCAAGAACAUUGUGGUGAGCCAUUAUCGCAUCCUCCCUCGUGAAAAACUUUAA
Mycena citricolor is the source of this 2922-nucleotide messenger RNA. The record is from the annotation of a GenBank genome assembly. Lineage: Eukaryota; Fungi; Basidiomycota; Agaricomycetes; Agaricales; Mycenaceae.